This is a messenger RNA of Cladocopium goreaui, 474 nucleotides long. NCBI's taxonomy places the organism in Eukaryota, Dinophyceae, Suessiales, Symbiodiniaceae. The record is from the annotation of a GenBank genome assembly.
AUGCAGAAUGACAAAUUCGAGAUUUAUCAUGCGCAAGAUGAGAAGUUUGCUGCACUGGAAGGCUUGUUGAUGGAGGAGAAAAGACCCUCCAAGUCGAAAGACAAAGGUGCCACGGACAAGAGCAAGUUGGAGAGUCGCUUCGAUUCCAAGGACUCCUCGAAGAAAAGGAUUCGUACCAUGCCAUCCCUGACGCGGGCCAGCGUUUCGCAGACCACUCCUGGUGUGGAUGAAUUUGACGAACCCUUGCCUCUCUACGUGGCGGAUCUGGCGUUGUACCACCAAAUCGCUUUGAUGCAACGCACCUUCCCCGUGCGUCUGAGUCGCUGGGGAGAGUCCAUGCAACAGGCUCAGGCACUGCCUGCGGCCUGGGGCCUGGUGCAUGUUUUUUUUUUUUUUCCCCGAAAUUGGGUGUUCAUCAUCAAGUCCAUUGUUUUCCAAUGUGUUUUUUUUUGCAUCAAGAUUAGAGAGUCGUAA